AUGAGUUUUACUGUUGGGUACUUAAAAUUUAUCUAUCUAUCUAUCUAUCUAUCUAUCUAUCUAUCUAUCUAUCUAUAUCUAUUUCCAUCUAUCUAUCUAUCUAUCUAUCUAUCUAUCUAUCUAUCUAUCUAUCUAAACUAUCCCUUUCUUUCUUUCUUUCUUUCUUUCUUUCUAUCUAUCUAUCUAUCUAUCUAUCUAUCUCAUUUUCAUAUCUAUCUAUCUAUCUAUCUAUGUCAUUUUAAUAUGUAUCUAUCUAGCUAUCUAGCUCAUUUUCAUAUCUAUCUAUGUCAUUUUUAUCUAUCUAUCUAUCUCAUUUUCAUAUCUAUUUAUCUAUCUAUCUAUCUCAUUUUCAUAUCUAUCUAUCUAUCUAUCUAUCUAUCUAUCUAUCUCAUUUUCAUAUCUAUCUAUCUAUCUAUCUAUCUAUCUAUCUCAUUUUCAUAUCUAUCUAUCUAUCUAUCUAUCUAUCUAUCUAUCUAUCUAUCUAUCUAUCUAUGUCAUUUUAAUAUCUCAUUUUCAUAUCUAUCUAUCUAUCUAUCUAUCUAUCUGAUGUAUGCGGGCGCGCGUGUGAGAGGGGGGGAUUUACUCAUCCGCUUCUUUCUUUGGAAGCUGCUCGUGAGCAAGACCCCACCCUCCGCCUUCGCCUCCGCCUCUGCCUUUGAAGUUUUCUUUCUCCCCCGUAGACUGAAAUGUUGUUCUGCACCUCGCCAGGAAUUUCUUCAUGCUCCACUCUAUAUAAAUCUAUUUUUAUUGCCAGUGACUUCCGUGACCGACAAUGGUAUUUUUGUCUCGAGCAAGAAGAGAAAGGGAAUUGUUGAAAAGCAGAAAAUAGCAACUCUUUUCGCUGUUGAUUAG
This is a messenger RNA of Acanthosepion pharaonis, 852 nucleotides long. NCBI's taxonomy places the organism in Eukaryota, Metazoa, Mollusca, Cephalopoda, Sepiida, Sepiidae. The record is from the annotation of a GenBank genome assembly.